GACAUCAUGCAGCAGGAGAGUGAUCGUCUGUUUGCUGCAGACAUCGAUCCUGACCUCAGGAAACGGUUUGCUUUCCUCUCAGGGGGCCGAGCUGAGAACGGCAGUCCCAUCAUCGUGUUCCCAGAAUUCCCUGCGUUUGGCGAGCUCCAGGAGGAAGAGUUCCACAACGUGCUGACCUACCUGACCAGUGUGCCCAGUGAGACGGCGUCUGGAGUGGGCUUCAUCCUGGUCAUCGACCGCCGCCAGGACAGAUGGACCGCCGUCAAGGGGACCCUGCUACGCAUUGCAGGCUCAUUCCCAGUCAAUUUACAGCUGGUUCUGGUCUUGCGGCCCUCCACCUUAUUCCAGCGGACACUCUCCGACAUCUUCUUCAAGUUCAACAGGGAUGAGUUCAAGAUGAAGGUGCCGGUGGUGAUGCUGAGCUCUGUGACGGAGCUCCAUGCCUACAUCGACCGGACGCAGCUGCCCCAGGAGCUGGGAGGAACCCAGGAUUACUGCCAUGAGACCUGGAUCUCACACCGCACCGCUAUCGAGGCCUUUGCUCUGAUGGUGAAGACCACGGCACAGACCCUGCAGUCGUUUGGGACGGAGCUGGCCGAGACCGAGCUACCCAACAACGCCCAGGCCACGUCCAACCUGCUGGCCACACACACCGAGAAGAAGGGACAGAUGAAGGAGGACCUGUGUGUGGCCCUGGGCCAGGGGGGCCGGCUCCUGGAGAGCAUCAAUGAGCCCCUGCAGAGAGAACCUGACUAUACAAUGAACCAGGACGAGCUGGAGAACCUGGCCACCGUGCAGAGACUGCUGGGCCAGCUGGAUGAGACAGAGACAGCGUUUGAUGAUUUCUGGGAGAGACACCAGACCAAGCUGGAACAGUGUCUGCAGCUCCGCCAUUUUGAAUACUACUUCCGUGAGGUGCGUGCCCAGCUGGAUGUGGUGUCAGAGCGGGUAGAGGCGUUCUCGGAGGUUGGCAUCAGUCCCGCCCAUGCAGAACACAUCCUACGAGAACUCAACAGCCAGGAGGAGAAAGCCUGUGAUGUGUUGGACUGGGCUCUGGCCCUGGCCACUGAGGGGGAUGGGCUGAUUGAGAGUGCUCACUACGCUGAGGACUCCAUCCUGCCUAAGUGCAGUGAGCUGAGGGCCGUGUGUGAUGAGGUCACCUCCUUCCUCAAGACCAAGAAGGUCCUCCUCCUGAGGGCCAUGGAGCUGCACCACUGUCUGGAGAAGGCAUCGAGGUGGUGUGAGGAAGGGAUCUACCUCCUUGCCUCCCAGCCGGUAGAUAGAUGUCAGUCUCAGGACGGGGCGGAGGCUGCGCUGCAGGAGGUGGAGAAGUACCUGGACACGGCCGCCCAACACCAGAUCACCGACCUCAACGCCAUCUGGAGGGACUAUGACUCCAUCCUCAAUCCAGAGCUCAGGGAGCAGGUAGAGAAGGUGUUUCAAAAGCAGGUGUCCAUGCAGGAGAUGUUUGAGAAGAGGAGGGUCAGUCUGAAGAAGCUGGCAGCCAAACAGACACGGCCCGUCCAGCCAGUGGCUCCCAGGCCUGAAGCCAUCAUCAAGUUCCCCAUGUCCCCUCCUUCUCACAGGAGUCAAGAGACGAGGAAUGCAGAGGACAACAUCUUGAACGUAGAAAACUGCAGAAUAGUGGAGGUCCAGGUGCAGAACGGCAGCAGCAGACACGGCUCUCUGUCUGAGGAGGAGGAGAACCUGGCUGUGCUCCGACGACAUGUAAUGAACGAGCUGUUGGAGACUGAGAGGGCGUAUGUAGAGGAGCUACUCUGUGUACUGCAGGGUUAUGCUGCAGAGAUGGACAACCCUGCCAUGGCCCACCUCCUCCCCAGUGCGCUGCUCAACAGGAAGGAUGUCCUGUUUGGGAACAUGCCAGAGAUCUACCAGUUCCACAAGAGGACAUUCCUCAGGGAGCUGGAGACCUACACAGACGUCCCUGAGCUGGUGGGACGCUGUUUCCUGGAGAGGAUGGGUGACCUGCAGAUCUAUGAGAAGUACUGUCAGAACAAACCUCGCUCCGAGAGCUUGUGGAGACAGUGCUCCGACUGCGCCUUCUUCCAGGAGUGCCAGAGAAAGUUGGAACACAAACUGGGGUUGGACUCGUACCUCCUCAAGCCAGUCCAGAGGAUAACCAAAUACCAGCUGAUACUGAAGGAGUUACUGAAGUACAGUAAGGGCUGUGAGGGUUCAGAGGACCUGCAGGAGGCGCUGUCCUCCAUCCUGGGGAUCCUGAAGGCCGUCAACGACUCCAUGCACCUCAUCGCCAUCACAGGAUAUGAGGGGAGCCUGACGGAGCUGGGCAGGCUGCUGAUGCAGGGGUCGUUCAGCGUGUGGACGGAACACAAGAAAGGUCACGCUAAGGUCAAGGACCUGGCCCGCUUCAAGCCCAUGCAGAGACACCUGUUCCUGCAUGAAAAAGCAUUGCUCUUCUGUAAGAGACGGGAGGAGAAUGGGGAGGGUUACGAGAAAGCCCCGUCCUACAGCUUCAAACACUCCCUCAACAUGAGUGCGGUGGGCAUUACGGAGAGCGCCAAGGGUGACAACAAGAAGUUUGAGAUCUGGUGUAAUUCCAGAGAGGAGGUGUUUAUCGUCCAGGCUGCGACACCUGAGAUCAAAACAUCUUGGUUGAACGAGAUCAGGAAGGUUCUGACUGGCCAGCUGAAGGCCUGCAGGGAAUCUAGUCAAAAGAAGGCGUCAGACACAAUGUCUCCCAGUCCAACCAGCAACAGCCCACCGAUGUGUCUCAGUCCAUUUAGGAACUGUCAGAAGAGCGUGAAGAAGGGAGAAGAGAAGAAGACAGAUGCUGUCUUCUCUGACCCCAACUCCCCCUCCUCCCCAAAACACAAAGAGGAGACAGUCACCAGUCCCACCACUGACAGGGCAUCAGUGGCUAAAAAGCGUUUUACCCUUCAAGGCUUCAGCAAUCUGAAGAGUCAGAAAGGAUCCCUCCUUAGCCCUGACCAUAAAGCCAAACGCCACGAGAUUAAGAGUGACCCAUCUCCCUUUGGGUGUAAAGGUUGGAACAAGGCCUCUUUCUCCAUGGACGUGCCAGAAGUGCAUGAUGGGUACUCUAGCGCCGAGGACCCCAUGAACUCUGACCCUGAGGAUGAGGGAGGCAGGAAGCUGGCUGUCGGCGACAGGUUCACAGUGGUGGCGGACUAUGAGAAGGAGAAAGGAGGGCCUCAGGACCUGUCAGUGAAGAGUGGAGACAUGGUGCAGCUCAUUAAAGAGGGAGAUGACGGACAGUGGUUUGUUAGAAAUAUGGGGAGCAACAAAGAUGGCUGGGUAGCAGCAGCCAACCUUCUCACCCUCAUCACAGAGUCCAAGUCCUCGCAGUCCCUCUGCAGCUCAGAGGGCAGUGUAACUGGCAACCUCAGCACCUCCUCCAGCUGCAGUGAAACCUACACAAGUUUCUCUGAUAUCAAGCCCUAA
Messenger RNA from Salvelinus namaycush (lake trout), 3441 nucleotides. RefSeq names its product guanine nucleotide exchange factor DBS-like. Gene Ontology annotation, molecular function: protein binding; guanyl-nucleotide exchange factor activity. Gene Ontology annotation, biological process: intracellular signal transduction; positive regulation of Rho protein signal transduction. The record is from RefSeq and is a predicted model, not a curated record. The transcript has 26 exons. The coding region runs from base 7 to 3441 and encodes 1144 amino acids. NCBI's taxonomy places the organism in Eukaryota, Metazoa, Chordata, Actinopteri, Salmoniformes, Salmonidae. Gene Ontology annotation, cellular component: cytoplasm; extrinsic component of membrane.